AGUUUGGGGCGGAGGCUCUGUUUGCAUCUCUUUGCAUCUCUUUGCAUCUCUUUGCAUCUCUUUGCCGUCUUGAGGACGUGAAGAGGAUCUGAGGCUGAGAUUUGAGGCAUUUGAGGCAAGAAGUUUUUCGGAGAUGACAAGUCUAGACUCCACUGCCUCGGAGUGCCGCUUUGAAAAGGCACUCCGCCUUGCUGAAGCACAUCUUGCAAAGAGAGCCCGGCAGCCAGCUUUCAAAUUGGAAGUGCAGCUCCAGUGUCAAGCUCUACAGGCCAAACAGGAGGCCAAAGAAAGAGCUCGGCAGGAGUGGCUCGAAGGCUUGAGCCUCGAGAAGUUCGCAGAGUUUCAAGAUCGCACCAAAACAUCCCAUGCUCGUCACGAACAAGUCCAAAAUUUCAACAGGUGCAAACAAGAAGAGCUCCUAGCAGCUGCGGCUGCCACAAAACAGGCAGCUGAGGCUCGUGCUGAGAUGAUUGCUCAGCGACGCGCUGAAGAAGAAGCUCUGAAUCGUGAUAUUGCGAUGCACAGAGAGAAACGGAUUUCAACCACCACAGCCCGAGCUAUCGAGAUGCAACAGGAGCGAGCUGCAUCUAUCCGUCGUGAACAGGAGAGAGUGCAAAAACGUCGCACCAUGGUGGACCAGGAGAAUGCCAAAGAGCGGGCUGCCUCAUGUGAGCGUCGCCGAGCUCGAGAUGAGAAUGUGAAUGAGCGGAUGCGGGCUCGUUCGCAUCACUUGGAGGGUCAGAGGAAGGAAAAAGAAGCUCGUUUUCUUCAGAAGUGUGAGCAAGCCGACACAGAGAAUCGUCGACGUGCUGAGAUCAUGGAGCGCAUUCGCCAACUUCAGCAGCAGAAUCAUCAAAAGGUGGCUCAAAUCAAAGAGUUGACAUGGAAGGCAUCUGUGACCAACAAUGAGGACAUUUUGCGCCAAGAGCUCGAGGUCUUGGUUCCUCGAUUGAGCUCUGCGCCAACCACACCACGUGGCUCCUUUUGCUCUUCCUCCAACAAGGGGAUGUCACCAGGAUCUGUCACCAAUCGUAUCCACGAUCGCUUCAUUCCUGCCACAUUUCAGCCAAUGACCCCCAGAAAACCGCAAACCCCGCGUGCUGGCUUCGGACAAUUCGAGUCGGUGUCGCCUCUCAGUGCUUCUUCGCCAACAAGUUCGAAGAGCUCUUCUGCUGUUGUCUCACCACAUCGCCAAAAGGCACGUUUUGACCCUGUGAAUUCAGCGGUCUCGCUCGGGUCGACCCGAGCUUCGCUACAUGCUUCCAUCCCGGAGUUGGGUGCGCACUGUGCUUAAGCUUAAAGUCUGUGCACGGUCGACCAUGCGGAUCUUUGGGUACAAAA
This is a messenger RNA of Cladocopium goreaui, 1341 nucleotides long. NCBI's taxonomy places the organism in Eukaryota, Dinophyceae, Suessiales, Symbiodiniaceae. The record is from the annotation of a GenBank genome assembly.